Molecule: messenger RNA, 2307 nt
Organism: Lasiosphaeria miniovina
Lineage: Eukaryota; Fungi; Ascomycota; Sordariomycetes; Sordariales; Lasiosphaeriaceae
Exons: 2
Coding region: 1-2307 (768 amino acids)
Molecular function (GO): protein binding
Source: RefSeq, a predicted model, not a curated record
AUGGCGGAUGUCACCACUCCACAACCCCCCUCGUCCUCGUCCACCAGCAGUCCCAGCCGCCGGAAACCCGUCCCUUUGCGCGCCCUCCCACCUAUUGAGCUUUACGACUGGGGGGAGAAUGCAAAGCCGCUUCCUGGCGUCCCUAAGUCAGAAUCUCCAAGGCUACGCCAGUCGCCCGUAUCGCCCGUCAAAGUUAGCUUUUUGCCCGACGACCGGCCGCGGUCGUCAAAUGCCAACAUUGAGACGACGCAGCCUCAGAAUUCUGACCAAGGCUCUGUACUGCUCGACCGCGCACUUCCCAAGACUCCCGACGCCCCGACGCCCCCGCCCCAUUCGCCCCGCGACGAUCACGAUCUUCCGCAAGAAGCCGCUCCUCGCGGUGCCCUUACCAUUCAAGCCGUCGUUGACGACGCCGAGAAGCCGCUACCGACCCUGGCAUUGCAAUCAGCUAAGCUAAGGCAAGGGGGUGCCGUCCUGAGUCCGGAACUCGAUGAUGCGAGCCUGAGUGACCGUUCGAGGAGAAAGGAUGUAAACCGCCACAGCAGGGAGUCGGACACUACGGCCAGUACUUCGCAACUGCAGGCCUCAACCGAGUCAUCGGCCGCGACAAGUGCGAGCUCUGUAUUUGGAAUUAAUGAGGUGUUGGAUGGGCAGAACAAUUCGGGAAAAGCGUCACCUGAGAGCUCUCUCAUCGAAUACGGUGCAGCCCGAGCCGAGUCCGUACCGCAGCUGCAGUACCAUCAUGCUGCCUUCCUCUCACGGCCAGCAAGUGUGGCACUGGACCAAGACCCAAGGGCUCAGUCGAACCCCAACCUCGUUGAGAACGCUGGCAGCAUCAACCGUCAUCUGACGCCCAGCUCCAACUAUAAUAGGAGAAGUUCGCUGCCACGGCCCCAUUCUUCAUAUUCGAUUUAUUCCGACUUCGGCCCCCGCGGGCGCUCACCUGGCGUAUAUGGAGGUGCCCACAACAGGGCCCCAUCUGCCCACUCUAGAAAAUCUCCCGAAACGAGACCCUCGUCGUUUUUGGAGCUGCUCAAUGUUCCAUAUCCGCAACCUGCACCGGCCCCGAUAACAUUUGAUAAUUCUCAGUUGCGACUUGCAGUAGGAAACAAUGCCUCUUUGUUGAGCGCUCAAAAGACUUUGGAGAUGUACAGGCAGAACGUCAAAAAGACUAACGACAUGUCUAUUCAAUACUCCUUUGCAGUGUUCCUCAUAGCCACAGUGCAAGAGCAAGGGUUGAACUUCGAUGAGCCCAGGAGGACUAAAAGUCCCGGCCCUGGGAAAGACUUGGACAAGGCCCCGGAGGCAGCUGCAGCAUACUCUGCCCCAGAGCUGGUGCGGGAAGCGCGUGCCAUCCUGCAGAAACUGUCUAAUAACGGCUAUCCCUUCGCACAGUACUACCUGGCCGACGGCUAUGCCUCGGGCUUGUUUAGCAAGGGAAAGGAGGACUACAACUCGGCAUUUCCGCUAUUUGUUCUCGCUGCGAAGCAUGGCCACGCAGAGUCGGCGUACCGCACUGGGCUGUGCUAUGAGUUCGGCUGGGGUUGUCGCAAAGACCCUACUAAGGCCGUGCAGUUUUUGCGCACAGCGGCGUCAAAGAGGCACCCGGGCGCGAUGACGAGACUAGGGAAGGCUUGUUUGUCGGGAGACCUGGGCGAGAAACGAUACCGAGAGGGCAUCAAGUGGCUAAAGCUGGCCGCCGAGUCCGCUGACACCAUGUACAAUGCCGCCCCGUAUCAUCUAGGGUGCCUGUACGAAACUGGAUAUGGCGAUGACAUCUUCCAGGACGAGGACUAUGCCGCCGAACUAUUCACCCAAGCUGCUGAUUUGGGUCACCCUGAGGCGAAUUAUAGGAUGGGUGAUGCGUACGAGCACGGCAAGCUUCGUUGCCCCCGGGAUCCUGCUCUGAGCGUGCAUUUUUAUACGGGAGCGGCUGAAAGAGGACAUGCCGCUGCCAUGAUGGGACUCUGCGCUUGGUACAUGGUUGGCGCGGAGCCUGUUCUGGAGAAGGAUGAAGAGGAAGCUUAUGAGUGGGCGAGAAGAUCGGCGGACCUCGGCUAUGUCAAGGCACAAUACGCUGUGGGGUACUUCACCGAAAUGGGCGUAGGCUGUCGACGCGAUAUAUUGGAAGCCAACGUGUGGUAUGUCAAGGCAGCCGAUGCAGGCGAAGAGCGCGCAAAAAUACGUCUGGCCGCGAUCCGGGCCGCUGUCAGCGGCGGGACCCCGAUGGAAGUUGCUGCGCCUCGGAAUGCUAAGAUCAAGAAGAGCACCACGGAGAAAGACGACAAGGAAUGCAAAAUAAUGUAA